UAAACACAGCCGUCGCAUCUCUUUUUUGUAACUAACGCCCCCCGUUUUCUUCUUCCUCUCGCUUGCAGAGCCAUCGAUACCGCGCAUGAUUCUGCCCAGGAACAUGCAGCAACGGAUGUGUUUGCCAAUGAUGUCAAUUAAGGAUCUAACACUCUGGAUGGGCAAGCAGAGAAGCGGGGAUAUUACAUUUCCCUAUCGUUGUGAGAGAUGUGGGAAAGGUUAUCAGCAUCGCGGCACCUUGUUAAGACACACUCGACAUGAGUGCGGCAAGGAACCGCAAUUCAAGUGUCCGUAUUGCCCUCAUAGGACGAAACAACGUGGCAAUCUGUAUCAGCAUAUCCGCACCAAUCAUCCUGGGAAGAAUGUUUUCUCCAGCAGCAUCUAAUGCUCGUAAAUGUCGCGUGCUGACGUUGCCAUUUUUGCAGUCUUCCUGACUGAUUUCUAUUUUUUACCUAGCAACACUUGUAUACGCGCGA
This is a messenger RNA of Cyphomyrmex costatus, 476 nucleotides long. Its product is annotated as zinc finger X-chromosomal protein-like. The transcript has a single exon. The record is from RefSeq and is a predicted model, not a curated record. Lineage: Eukaryota; Metazoa; Arthropoda; Insecta; Hymenoptera; Formicidae. Bases 86 to 385 code for a protein of 99 amino acids.